UUUCAAAGUUUGCGACAAUCAAACUUCGAGUUUUGCAUUCAACAUUCAAGUUUAAAUUGAACUUCAUGCAUCGUGACUUGACCUUGACACAGUAAACCGCUGUACAGAAAGUGCCCAGACUCAACAAAAACCGCUGGAUCAAAUGCAUGCAGACUCAGGUAAUAAUUCCCACGUGGAGUUGUUUUCUCGUUGGUGGUUUACAAUGGCUUCACGCAAUAAUGUAAGUUCAACGCUUCGCAAGGUUGCACAGCAACUGAUGUCUUUGGCUAAUCAUGGUGUUAGCAAUGCAGCAUUGGAAACAAGUGAUAACGGAGCAAUUACUAGCUCAAACAGUACCAAUAUCAAUACCCAGAGUAGCUCCAACAGUAAUAUCAGUACCCAGAGUAGCUCCAACAAUACUAACAUUAAUACCCAGAGUAGCUCCAACAGUACCAAUGUUAAUACCCAGAGUAGCUCCAACAAUGCAUCUAGUAGCAGUAGUAACUCAUCAACUGAACACAGAAAGGUGUUUAAUUAUAUGCCAAGGGCUUCAAUCUUCAGACCUUCAGCAUCAUCCAAAAAAAAGGGCAAAGGAAAACUGCAAACCUGCACCCUAAAGUUCUUUCGCUUGGCAGAUAUCGAGCAAGAUAAGCCACCUGGAUCAAUUGCAGGAACAACCUUAUCAAACUGCGGGCUUGGUCCAGCUUCAAUAACGAUAGACCUCAACAGUUCCAUGAAAAACCUGCAUGCAUGUUUGAUAGAGAGAUAUCCUCUCCUAGAAGCAGCUGGUGGCUAUGAGUUGCUCCUCUACCAACGAGGUGGAGAGGAGCAAGGAUUCCACCAGUUGCCUUCACCAUAUCUACCUUCGCGCAUUAAAGACAUUGCAGGGCAAUCACAAAUAUAUAUACGACCUCUGCAGAAGAACCUGUUGGAACUUUCUGACGAGUCUUUUCCAAGAUUUCAGUGUCAGGAACCAGACGAAUCCCCUGAGGAUGCGCCACUUGUACAGUGUAUGGAAUGCAAUGAGCAAUUAAGUAUGCACCAACUUAGAGAACACCAGCUAAAGUCACAUGGCAAGAAAAGAAAGAAAACAAAGUCUUCAUUCAGUGAUAAGUGCUUCUUCAAUGAAAGUAAUAGCAGUGAUGAGGAUGACUCAGUGCUUCCAUCCAAAUCCACAAAAGCUAAAGUAGCUAAGGUAUCAGAUCAAGAUGAAGAUUUAGAGAAACUGUCAGAAAUGUUUCCAAGUGAAACCAGAAGUGAUCUUCAGAAUUGUCUGAAAGAAGCUGGAUCUGUAACCCAAGCAAUAAUGACUUUGCUUCAACCUAAAACAUCUCUUAUGAUAUCUAGUGAUGAUGAUUUAGAUUUAUCAGAAUCUGCAUUUGGCCCACCAUCCCUGAGUGAAGAAAUAUACAAUCUGCAAAAGAAUUUUGACAUUGGUCAAAAGGAGAAACUAAAAGUAGAUGAAGAAGAUAUCCUGAAUGAUGCAAUGACUUACUACAAGGACAGUGAUUUCAAUCCAUCAAAAAGACUUCGCAUUGUUUACAAUGGUCAACCAGCAGCUGACACAGGCGGAGUUGUGCUUCACUUCUAUACUCAACUCCUUAUUGCAAUUACAGGUACAUUCUUCCAAGGAGACGAGUAUCGUAUGCCAAUAUACAACAGUGAAACUGUGGCCUGUGGGUUAAUGAAAUUAGUAGGCACUAUUAUUGUGCACAGUAUACUGCAAGGGGGACCUGGCUUUCCUGUAUUUAGUCCAGGAAUAUAUUAUUAUCUGGCUAAGGGUGAUGUUAAGGAAGCGAUGGAAGUCCUCUCUGUGGAUGAUUGCUCAUUGGAGACAAGACACAUAAUUUCAAAGAUUGCAAAAGCAGAAAAUGUGGAAACUCUGGAUCAGGAGGAAAUAAUUACCGCACUCUCAAAUUGUGGACUUACCUUGCAAUUGACAAAUGACAAUAAGAUGAGGGUAGUGCGAAACAUGAUCAACUAA
Messenger RNA from Exaiptasia diaphana, 1963 nucleotides. RefSeq lists its product as uncharacterized. Bases 143 to 1963 code for a protein of 606 amino acids. The record is from RefSeq and is a predicted model, not a curated record. The transcript has 7 exons. NCBI's taxonomy places the organism in Eukaryota, Metazoa, Cnidaria, Anthozoa, Actiniaria, Aiptasiidae. Gene Ontology annotation, molecular function: ubiquitin binding; ubiquitin-protein transferase activity.